Molecule: messenger RNA, 972 nt
Organism: Schistocerca piceifrons (Central American locust)
Lineage: Eukaryota; Metazoa; Arthropoda; Insecta; Orthoptera; Acrididae
Product: luciferin sulfotransferase-like
Exons: 6
Coding region: 1-972 (323 amino acids)
Biological process (GO): sulfation
Cellular component (GO): cytoplasm
Molecular function (GO): sulfotransferase activity
Source: RefSeq, a predicted model, not a curated record
AUGUCUCUGAGGGCGGAGAAGCUGCGCUCGCCGCUGGCGGUGAAGUUCGUGUCGAGUAUACGCGGGCCGCUGAGGGACGAUCACGUUCGCGUCCGUCCCCCGGGCUGCGUGAUGCCGGCCAGGUACAUGCGAGACGCCCGGAGGAUCCUCGACCUGGAGGUCCGACCGGACGACGUGUGGAUCGUCACGCUGCCCAAGUGCGGAACUACGUGGAGUCAGGAAAUGGUCUGGUUACUCAUGAAUGACUGCGACUUGGAGAAGGCGAAGCAGAUACCGCUUAGUGAAAGAUUUCCGUUCCUAGAAAUAACGUCUGUUAUGCCUAACUUAAGUGUAAAACUGCCCCACUCGAUAGACCACGUUCAAAAUAUGAAGUCACCGAGACUGAUCAAGAGUCACUUACCAUUGGAACUGUUGCCGAGGCAGAUCAGAACUGUCAAGCCCAGGAUAAUGUACAUGAUGAGGAACCUGAAGGACAUGAUAGUGUCCUAUUAUCACCACUACCAGCUGUGGGGUGAGUGUCACCUCAGCCUGGACGAGUUUGCUGAGUGCUUCAUGGAAGACAUACCCAUGUACCUUCCGUACUGGGAACACGUGGUUCCUUUCUGGAACAUGCGCCAGGAGCCCCACGUCCUGUUCUACAGCUACGAGGAAAUGAAAGAGGACUUGGCAUUGGUGGUACGGAGAACGGCUGCCUUUUUGGGGAAGCCGAUCACAGAAGAGAUGGUGGCCCAGUUGGUCGACCAUCUGAGCUUCGACAGGAUGCGAGACAACCCUGCCGUCAACAACAGCUCCGCCGUGGAGCACAUCCGCAAGGAGCACCAGCUGGAGCCAGCUGCCUCCACAGGAAGAUCCUUCAUGAGGCGCGGCGUCGUGGGCGAGGGUGGGCAGCGGCUCUCCGAGGGCGUUCAGCGACGCCUGGAGCGCUGGACCGAGCAGCGCCUCCAGGGCCGUGGCUACACGGGGCCCCGCUGA